CAAGCCAGUGUUGUCGUUGGAAUCACUUUUGUCUUUCUUGCGUGUAACCUUUUGUGUACCUCUCUUCUUACAGUGGAUAGCUUUGAAAUACCCCAACAUUGCAAUAUAUGUGGAUACAUGUCGAGAAUGCUAUGAAGCUUAUGUCAUCUAUAAUUUUAUGGUUUUUCUUUCAAACUAUCUAACCAACCGGUAUCCAAACCUCGUAUUAAUAAUAGAAGCGAAAGAUCAGCAGAGACAUCUGCCGCCUCUGUGCUGCUGUCCGUCGUGGGCUAUGGGAGAAGUUUUAUUAUUUAGAUGUAAACUGGGUGUUUUGCAGUACACUGUUGUCAGACCAUUUACUACCAUUAUUGCUUUAAUUUGUGAACUAGUGGGAGUGUACGAUGAAGGAAACUUCAGCUUCAACAAUGCUUGGACUUACUUGGUUAUACUUAACAACAUGUCACAGCUAUUUGCUAUGUAUUGUCUGGUGCUGUUCUAUAAAGUACUACGUGAAGAACUGAACCCUAUCCAGCCUGUUGGCAAGUUCCUUUGUGUGAAGAUGGUAGUUUUUGUUUCUUUCUGGCAAGCUGUGCUUAUUGCAUUGUUGGUAAAAGUUGGAGUUAUUUCUGAGAAACACACCUGGGAAUGGCAAAGUGUGGAAGCUGUGGCUACGGGCCUACAGGAUUUUAUCAUUUGUGUUGAGAUGUUCCUGGCUGCUAUUGCGCAUCACUACAGUUUUUCCUAUAAACCAUACGUUCAAGAAGCUGAAGAAGGGUCAUGCUUCGACUCUUUUCUUGCCAUGUGGGAUAUUUCUGAUUUAAGGGCAGAUAUAUCGGAACAGGUUCGAAAUGUUGGAAGGACAGUUUUGGGCCAGCCAAGAAAAAUGUUUUUUCCAGAGGAUCAUGAACAAAAUGAGCAUACGAGUUUACUGUCUUCAUCUACUCAAGACCCAAUUUCUGAUGCUUCUUCAAUGCCAUCUUCGCCCAUGGGUCAUUAUCAGGGGUUUGGACACACUGUGACACCUCUCACAACACCAACAACAGUCCCUGCAGUUGAUGGUAUUUAUAACGCUCCAGCUAUUCGAGACGCUGAGGAGUCACCCAAACUAGUGCACAACUUAUCAGAGAAAGCUUUGGAUAAAAGUUAGACUCACCUUCUCUUUGAAGGAGCCUGUUAAAAAAUUCCCACACAUGUUCUAUUAACAUGUCCUAUUAGUGAUGAAAGUUGAAAAGCUGGGAAAAGCUACUGUGCAGACAGGAAGAGGCUAUGGCUGUAACUGACUUUGGAAUUCUGAAUCUCUAACAGAUGUGAGUAUCUGUGAGGACCCCACGACUAUGAAACACGCACACUGGAAAAGUUUCUGCAUUAAAUUUAAGAAUCAACUCCUUAAACUGCUAAAAACUUACAGAUGAUGUCAAAAUUACAACAACUUCUAUUAAUACAAAAGAAACAUUUGAGAAAAUGCUCUGCUCUUCUUACGGUGAAGUGUGAGUACCACUAGCAAUGGGAAAACUUAAAUUUCAAGAAUGUAAUUUAAGGAGGGCAGCAGCAAACAAUGUCUUAGGUUU
This is a messenger RNA of Apaloderma vittatum (bar-tailed trogon), 1547 nucleotides long. RefSeq names its product transmembrane protein 184C (gene TMEM184C). Lineage: Eukaryota; Metazoa; Chordata; Aves; Trogoniformes; Trogonidae. Gene Ontology annotation, biological process: transport. The annotation marks the transcript as partial. The transcript is spliced from 7 exons. The record is from RefSeq and is a predicted model, not a curated record. Gene Ontology annotation, molecular function: transporter activity.